Mercurialis annua (annual mercury) is the source of this 4180-nucleotide messenger RNA. RefSeq names its product ABC transporter B family member 4-like. The transcript is spliced from 12 exons. The coding region runs from base 216 to 4094 and encodes 1292 amino acids. Gene Ontology annotation, molecular function: ABC-type transporter activity; ATP binding; ATP hydrolysis activity. Gene Ontology annotation, biological process: transmembrane transport. Lineage: Eukaryota; Viridiplantae; Streptophyta; Magnoliopsida; Malpighiales; Euphorbiaceae. The record is from RefSeq and is a predicted model, not a curated record. Gene Ontology annotation, cellular component: membrane.
CAUCACGAUUUCAAAUACUUGCUCUACAAGCAAUCAUUCACUACGGCUAUGUAUAUAAUGUUCGAAUCAUUUGCGUAGUGGAAUUAUAUUUUAAGUGCACAAAAGCUGUACUCCAAAUCUUUAAAAAACACUCUGUCGUUUCAACUACUACCAAUUAUUCUUGUUUGAAAUAGUAUUAAUCUCGAGCUAUUGAUAAUCAGAUUAGUAGUACUAUUAUGGGCGACGAGAAUGGCCUAAAUGGCGUGACGAAUACGCAUGAAGCAAGCACAUCAAAUAGCCAUGAAGAGGGGGAAGAGAAGAAAUCUAAUGGACAAGAGAUGCAAGAGACAGAGAAGAGCAAAGGAGAUGAAAAAACUAAGUCGGUUCCGUUUCGAAAGCUUUUCUCGUUUGCGGAUUCGAGAGAUGUUAUUUUGAUGAUUGUUGGCACAAUUUCUGCUAUUGGAAAUGGUUUAGCUAUGCCUCUUAUGGCUAUUGUUCUUGGUGAUACCAUCGAUGCAUUCGGUCAAACCCAAACGAAAGAAGUGGUUGAUGUAGUUUCUAAGGUGUCUCUAAAAUUUGUCUACUUGGGGAUAGGUGCAGCAAUUGCAUCACUUCUCCAGGUGGCUUGCUGGAUGGUCACCGGAGAGAGACAGGCGGCAAGAAUAAGGGCUUUGUAUCUGAAAACCAUUUUGAGACAAGAUAUUGCUUUCUUUGAUAAGGAAACAAACACUGGAGAGGUUAUCGGUAGAAUGUCUGGUGACACGGUUCUUAUACAAGAUGCUAUGGGAGAGAAGGUUGGGAAGGCAAUACAGCUCGUAGCAACAUUUGUCGGAGGUUUUGUUAUAGCAUUUAUCAAAGGGUGGUUACUUACCUUGGUUAUGUUAUCAGCUAUUCCUCUGCUAGUGGUAGCUGGUGCAGUGAUGUCGAUCGCUAUUGCUAAGAUGGCAUCUCGCGGUCAAAAUGCUUAUGCGAAAGCAGCAACUGUGGUCGAGCAGACUAUUGGCUCAAUCAGAACUGUUGCAUCUUUUACUGGGGAGAAACAAGCAAUAAGUAAUUACAAGAAGUUUCUUGUUACUGCAUACAACUCAGGUGUUAGUGAAGGCACUGCUUCUGGAUUAGGUCUUGGAGUGCUAAUGAUGGUCAUAUUCUGUACUUAUUCCUUGGCAAUAUGGUUUGGUGGAAAGAUGAUACUCGAAAAGGGAUAUACAGGAGGCGACGUGCUCAAUGUGAUUGUUGCUGUGUUGAUCGGUUCUAUGUCCCUCGGACAGGCAUCUCCGAGCAUGAGUGCAUUUGCUGCUGGGCAAGCUGCAGCUUAUAAAAUGUUUGAGACUAUCAAUAGAAAGCCAGAGAUAGAUGCUUCUGACACAAGGGGAAAGGUCUUGGAUGACAUCCGCGGAGAUAUCGAGUUGAGGGAUGUAUAUUUCAAUUAUCCAGCCAGACCAGAAGAACAAAUAUUUAGUGGAUUUUCUCUGACAAUACCAAGUGGAAUAACUGCGGCAUUGGUCGGACAAAGUGGAAGCGGAAAAUCAACAGUGAUCAGUCUGAUAGAGAGGUUUUAUGAUCCACUAGCUGGUGAAGUACUAAUAGAUGGAAUCAAUCUGAAAGAGUUUCAGCUAAAGUGGAUCAGGGAGAAAAUUGGACUUGUCAGUCAAGAACCUGUGUUGUUCACAGCCAGCAUUAGGGAUAAUAUUGCAUACGGAAAAGAUGGAGCAACCACCGAGGAGAUAAGAGCUGCAGCUGAACUUGCCAAUGCGGCUAAAUUCAUCGAUAAACUGCCUCAUGGAUUAGACACCAUGGCUGGCGAGCAUGGAACUCAGCUAUCUGGUGGCCAGAAACAAAGAAUUGCAAUUGCAAGAGCAAUCCUAAAAGAUCCACGCAUUUUACUUUUAGAUGAAGCUACGAGUGCACUUGACGCAGAAUCUGAAAGGGUAGUUCAGGAGGCCCUAGACAGGAUAAUGGUCAAUCGAACUACUGUUAUUGUUGCUCAUCGUCUAAGUACAAUUAGAAAUGCAGAUGUGAUUGCUGUCAUUCAUCGCGGAAAGUUAGUUGAAAAAGGUUCACACUCAGAGCUACUCAUGGAUCCUGAAGGAGCAUACUCUCAGCUUAUACGCUUACAAGAAGUAAACAAGGAUACAGAACAAGCAGCAGAGGACCAUAAAAGAAGCCUUUCUGCUGAAUCAUUUCGACAGUUGAGCCUAAAGAAAUCACUCCGUCGAUCCAUCAGUCGAGGAUCAUCUGGAGCAGGAAAUAGCAGUCGCCAUUCAUUCUCCGUCUCUUUUGGUUUACCCACAGGAAUUAAUGUCGCUGAAAACCUGCAGACAGAAGACGAAGGUUCUUCAUCAGAAGAAAAAGCUCCAGAGGUUCCAUUAAGUCGCCUUGCUUCUCUCAACAAGCCUGAGAUUCCAGUGCUAAUAUUUGGAUCUAUAGCUGCAUGUGCCAAUGGUGUCAUAUUUCCUAUCUAUGGUAUACUACUCUCUAAAGUGAUCAAAACAUUUUAUGAACCACCUCAUGAAUUAAGGCAGGAUUCAAAGUUCUGGGCACUCAUAUUUAUGGUACUUGGCGUGGCAAGUUUUGUGGUGAUACCAUUACAGUUUUACUUCUUUGCUGUGGCCGGCAGCAAGUUGAUCCAGAGAAUACGAACUCUUUGUUUUGAGAAGGUGGUUCGUAUGGAGGUUGGUUGGUUUGAUGAGCCUGAGCACUCAAGUGGCGCUAUCGGUGCUAGACUUUCAGCUGAUGCAGCAACAGUGCGUGCUUUGGUUGGAGAUUCACUAGCUCAGAUGGUUCAAAAUCUUGCAUCAGCAGUAGCAGGUGUGGUUAUUGCCUUCACAGCAAGUUGGCAAUUGGCCUUCAUUAUUCUUGCACUAAUUCCUCUCAUUGGAGUCACCGGUUAUGUUCAAGUAAAGUUCAUGCAAGGAUUCAGUGCAGAUGCAAAGAUGAUGUACGAGGAUGCAAGCCAAGUUGCAACUGACGCGGUUGGAAACAUAAGAACAGUUGCUUCAUUCUGUGCAGAAGAGAAAGUUAUGGAUCUAUACAAAAAGAAGUGUGAAGGCCCUCUCAAGGCAGGAAUCAGGCAAGGUGUCAUAAGCGGAACGGGAUUUGGAAUAUCUUUCUUCCUGCUGUUUUCUGUAUAUGCAACAAGUUUCUAUGCAGGAGCUCAACUCGUCAAGCAUGGGAAAACAUCAUUCGCUGAUGUUUUUCAAGUAUUCUUUGCUUUAACUAUGGCUGCCAUGGGAAUUUCACAAUCAAGCUCCUUAGCUCCUGAUUCCUCCAAGGCCAAGAGUGCUGUUGCUUCCAUAUUUUCAAUCAUAGACCGGGAUUCAAAGAUAGAUCCAAGUGACGAGUCAGGAACGACAAUAGAGAAUGUGAGAGGAGAAAUCGAGCUUCGUCACAUAAGCUUUGUUUAUCCAUCCAGGCCGGAUAUUCAAAUUUUCCGAGACCUGAACUUGGCAAUUCACUCUGGAAAGUCUGUGGCUCUAGUUGGAGAAAGUGGAAGUGGAAAAUCAACUGUCAUUGCAUUGUUGCAAAGAUUUUAUAAUCCUGACUCAGGACAUAUAACUCUAGAUGGAAUUGAAAUUCAAAAACUCCAACUCAAGUGGCUGAGGCAGCAGAUGGGGCUUGUGAGCCAAGAGCCAGUUCUGUUUAACGACACUAUCCGAGCCAACAUUGCAUACGGAAAGGACGGGGAUGCGACUGAGACAGAAAUCUUAGCUUCAUCACAACUAGCCAAUGCACACAAGUUUAUUAGCGGUUUACAGCAGGGGUACGAUACUGUGGUAGGAGAGCGAGGAGUUCAAUUGUCAGGCGGACAGAAACAAAGGGUAGCCAUAGCUCGUGCUGUAAUAAAAAGUCCGAAAAUACUACUGCUAGACGAGGCUACCAGCGCGUUAGAUGCAGAGUCUGAGAGAGUGGUUCAGGAUGCAUUAGACCGAGUGAUGGUGAGCCGAACUACAGUUGUAGUAGCUCAUCGGUUAUCGACAAUUAAAAACGCAGAUGUUAUAGCAGUAGUUAAAAAUGGGGUGAUUGUAGAGAAGGGAAAGCAUGAAAGUUUGAUCAAUAUCAAAGAUGGGUUUUAUGCUUCUUUAAUUGCCCUUCAUACAAAUGCCUCAACUGCAUGAGUUAUAUAUAUGGAAAAUGUAUUUCCUACUGUAAAAUUUUGUAAUUCAGAUUGAAAAAAUGAAUACCUUCAUUACUUUUCUGACUC